Pleuronectes platessa (European plaice) is the source of this 1157-nucleotide messenger RNA. It is a transcript of the gene mphosph6, whose product is annotated as M-phase phosphoprotein 6. The transcript has 5 exons. Bases 562 to 996 code for a protein of 144 amino acids. Gene Ontology annotation, biological process: maturation of 5.8S rRNA. The record is from RefSeq and is a predicted model, not a curated record. NCBI's taxonomy places the organism in Eukaryota, Metazoa, Chordata, Actinopteri, Pleuronectiformes, Pleuronectidae.
CGCUGUAGCGGCGCUCGACUGAAACACGGCGGGAAUCGAACCUGCCCGAGCGCAUCAGCACCACCUGGUACACCUGGGACAGGAAGACGGAGACAAGGAGCGAUUCUCUUAUUGAUUCAUCUUCAUCUUCAUGAUCAACAAAGGUCCUCGUUAGGUUUCUUCUUGUUUACUUUAAAUAUGAUUUAUUUGAACUUCUUUAUUCGGGCGGACACAGGAAGUGAAUUCAUCCACCGUUUUAGGGAACACUGGGAAGUCUCUAGAUGUUCUCCAGGACGUUCUGGAGGUCCUUCAUGGGGUUCUAGUGGUGAGAUGUUAGCUUUGGACUGUGUUCCACCAUUGACACCAGGACAGGGAACGUUCUCUAGAAGAACGUUGGUCUCUGACAUGGACUCUGUUCAGGUUCUCACCACAUGUUUGCUCAGAACCUGGUCGAUGAUCCGAGCUGAAGGGAUUUCAAACAUCAGCCUCUCGGGGCGGUGCCGCCGCUUCACCACCCGGACGUUCUCCUGAAGCUGCUGAGUCGUCAGAGAGGGGCAACCUACACACACAGACACAAAGUUCAUGCAGAGAGGUCUGGACGAUGAGACCAAGAAGCAGCUGGAGGAGGACGAGCGGAGGAUCAUCAGUGACGAGCACUGGUACCUGGACCUGCCGGAGCUCAAAGCCAAGGAGAAUCUGAUCAUCGAGGAGAAGAGUUUUGUUCCGUGUGAAGAUCUGAAGUUCGGCCGCAUGUCCUUCAGAGGGUUCAACCCGGACGUGGAGAAGCUGAUGACGUUGAUGAACCCGAGCGACGAAGGCCCAGCUGAGGAAGAGGAGGUGACGAGCAGGAUGCCAGCAGACGUCACAGAUGAAGAAAUGGCUCUGAGGUACGAGAGUCUGGUCGGCAGCAUGAAGAGGAAGUUCGUGAAGAAGCGUGAGCGAGUGACGGACGAGGACGUCAAUCAAAACCUCGUGGAAACGAACACAAAGAGAAUUUUUCUGAAACCUCAGGACUGAACUUACAAAACGUGAUUUCAUGUAAAUGUCUUUUGACAUAGUUGUGUUUUACAGCCGAGUGGAUGUUAUACAUCCUGUCCAUUUUUUUUUGUGGAUUAUCUUUGAGAAGCUGGAAGAGUUCAAAUGUUUUCACUCAUUAAACUCUCGUUUUUAAAACUUUA